Brenthis ino (lesser marbled fritillary) is the source of this 228-nucleotide messenger RNA. NCBI's taxonomy places the organism in Eukaryota, Metazoa, Arthropoda, Insecta, Lepidoptera, Nymphalidae. The record is from the annotation of a GenBank genome assembly.
AUGAAGGCGUGUGUAGUUCUUGCUUUGUUCCUGGUGGUAGCCCUCGCUGCAGUCGCUCAGAGCAAUGAAGCAAAGGCAGAGGUGCCUCAAAUUCACAACUUGCUAAAGCGGCAAAUUAGACCGAUUAUCCCGCAGUUACCUCGAUGCGCGUUAUGGGAGUGUAAUUCAAACUGCAUACGACGUGGCUUUAGAGGCGGAUACUGUGCUUUUACUGGGUGUCAAUGCUAC